ACACACCCUGCCAUAUCAGAGUUGCCUCUUUUGCUCUGUGCAUUCCCCACCAGACUGCAGGCUCAUUGAAAUCAUAGGCCACAUCUUGUUCAUCCAUAUAUCGUAACCACUCUCACAGUGGCCUGGCACGCAAUAGACCUCAGUAAUCUUUCUUGAAUGAAUAGAAAAUAGGAGAUUUAAGCACCUGGAGGAGAAAUUUUGAGCAGCAGAGACACUGGGAGGCAGCCAUUUCGGACGAGGUGAAAAAAGUUUCAAAACCUUCUGCGUCAAGAGCAUGCGAGACACAGUCCAAUCUCUCCUUGGCCUCAGCCCCGCCCCGUUUCUUUCACUCAGAACUCGCCUCACCCCUGUGACUGCUUGUGACCUCAUGCAGGUGUGAUGAAGUCGCUCAAGGCCAUGCUUGGGCUAAAGGCACUAUGAUCUUCCCGAGGGGCUGAAAGGGCGAGGGGACAGGAAAGUGGGCGUCUUGCUUUUGCAUUCAUAGUUAUUAUCCUCCCAAGGAGUCGGUGCACCCGUUCGUCUAGACAACAGGGCGCCAAGGGUGCCUCAUCAACUAGCGACGAGUGAAGAGGGGGCGGGCAGAGAUCCGCGAAGGAAGUGACGUAAAACGAGCGCCACAGAGAACGCGAGCCGGGAGUCCGUGGAGGCCAUGGCCCCUCGGCGCCUCCUGUUGGUUGGGGAGGGGAAUUUCUCCUUCGCCGCCGCUCUGAGCGAAACCCUGGAUCAGAACACUCGUCUCACCGCCACCUGCCUCCAGCGCCCGGCCGAGUUGACCCGGGAUCCAGUGGCCCGGGAGAAUCUGCGGUACCUGCGCGAGCGAGGUAUUGAUGUACGUUUCGGUGUGGACUGCACCCAGCUGACAGAUGUCUUUGAACUGCACGACAGAGAAUUUAAUCAAAUUUAUUUCAACUUUCCGCAUUGUGGACGCAAAGCUGGCGUAGCUAAGAACAGGGAACUGCUUGCCAAGUUUUUCCAAAGCUGUGCAGACGUUCUUGCAGAGGAAGGAGAAGUCCACGUGGCAUUAUGUAGAGGACAAGGUGGAACUCCUGCGGAUAAGCCCCAGAGAGAAUGGCACAACAGUUGGCAAGUGGUUGCCAUGGCAGCCCUGGGGGGACUCAUUUUAAGUGAUGUAUAUCCAUUCAGCUGUAAGGCUGUGCCAGGGUACAAGUGCACUGGAUAUAGGAGUCAAGAUAAGUCCUUUCAUGUAGAAGGUGCUUUGAACCAUGUCUUCACCAGGAGCUUACCUUUCGAAGUUUCUCAACCCAGAAUCUUCAGGAUCAAAGUGGGUAACCAGUGGUUUUCCUUUCCAGAACCAGAAGCACUUGUAGGAAAGUUGAACAGGGGUUUCCUGGAAGCACCUUCAUGUCAUCCUAUCAAAACCAUAAAUGAGAAACUCAUUGCUGAAUUAGGCAAAGCUUUCCCUCUAAAAAGGCUGAAGUGUUCCUUCCCUUUGCUGCCACAGGAAGAUGCCAGUGUUCUUCCUUUCUGGAAUUGUGACUUUCUAUCAGCUGCUUUUUGGAUUAGUCUCCAUGAGGAUAACUCAAAUUCUGAGUCCCUGACUGGUGGGACAUCACAAGAUGUAGAAGACUUUCUAGUGUCAUUUUCAGAACUUAGCCUUCCCAAGAACCCUGGAAGAGACGGUAAAGAAGAAGCUUGUGAAGGAACCUAUGGCCAGGCCAAGGUCUGCCUUAGACCUUCUCUCCUAGUGCAUGUUCAGGAUGUCAUUGAAGUACCAGACUUCCUCUCAGGUUCUCUGCACAUCCUCAGUGGACCUGUCUUUCAGAAGUGCCACAUUCUGCCUUUCACAAUGCCAGCAUUUCAUGAGACUUUAUUUAUCCUUGGGUUUAACCAAAAUCUGAAGGAUGGCUGUCUUCAAUCACUGCUGGAUCAUCUGAAGGUCUUUAACAGUAAUUCAACUGUGAUUAAACUUUGCCUCUCUAGAUUUUGGGGCCUUCUAUUGUUAUCUGGGAACAAAGCAGGACAAGUCUGGGCACCUGAAGGAUCUACUGCUUUCAAGUGUCUGCUUUCAGCAAGGUUAUGUGCUGCUCUCCUGAGCAACAUCUCUGACUGUGAUGAAACAUUCAACUAUUGGGAGCCAACACACUACCUCAUCUAUGGGGAAGGGUUUCAGACUUGGGAAUAUUCCCCAGCAUAUGCCAUUCGCUCCUAUGCUUACCUAUUGCUUCAUGCCUGGCCAGCUGCAUUUCAUGCAAGAAUUCUACAAACUAAUAAGAUUCUUGUAUUUUACUUUUUGCGAUGUCUUCUGGCUUUCGUGAGCUGUAUUUGUGAACUUUACUUUUACAAGGCUGUGUGCAAGAAGUUUGGGUUGCACGUGAGUCGAAUGAUGCUAGCCUUCUUGGUUCUCAGCACUGGCAUGUUUUGCUCAUCAUCAGCAUUCCUUCCUAGUAGCUUCUGUAUGUACACUACGUUGAUAGCCAUGACUGGAUGGUAUAUGGACAAGACUUCCAUUGCUGUGCUGGGAGUAGCAGCUGGGGCUAUCUUAGGCUGGCCAUUCAGUGCAGCUCUUGGUUUACCCAUCGCCUUUGAUUUGCUGGUCAUGAAACACAGGUGGAAGAGUUUCUUUCAUUGGUCGCUGGUGGCCCUCAUACUCUUUCUGGUGCCUGUGGUGGUCAUUGACAGCUACUAUUAUGGGAAGUUGGUGAUUGCACCACUCAACAUUGUUUUGUAUAAUGUCUUUACUCCUCAUGGACCUGAUCUUUAUGGUACAGAACCCUGGUAUUUCUAUUUAAUUAAUGGAUUUCUGAAUUUCAAUGUAGGCUUUGCUUUGGCUCUCCUAGUCCUACCACUGACUUCUCUUAUGGAAUACUUGCUGCAGAGAUUUCAUGUUCAGAAUUUAGGCCACCCAUAUUGGCUUACUUUGGCUCCAAUGUAUAUUUGGUUUAUAAUUUUCUUCAUCCAGCCUCACAAAGAGGAGAGAUUUCUUUUCCCUGUAUAUCCACUUAUAUGUCUCUGUGGUGCCGUGGCUCUCUCUGCACUUCAGAAAUGUUACCACUUUGUGUUUCAACGAUACCGCCUGGAGCACUAUACUGUGACGUCGAAUUGGCUGGCAUUAGGAACUGUCUUCCUGUUUGGGCUUUUGUCGUUUUCUCGCUCUGUGGCACUGUUCAGAGGAUAUCACGGGCCCCUUGAUUUGUAUCCAGAAUUUUACCGAAUUGCUACAGAUCCAACCAUCCACACUGUCCCAGAAGGCAGACCUGUGAAUGUCUGUGUAGGAAAAGAGUGGUAUCGAUUUCCCAGCAGCUUCCUUCUUCCCGAUAAUUGGCAGCUUCAGUUCAUUCCAUCAGAGUUCAGAGGUCAGUUACCAAAACCUUUUGCAGAAGGACCACUGGCUACCCGGAUUGUUCCUACUGACAUGAAUGACCAGAAUCUAGAAGAGCCAUCCAGAUAUAUCGAUAUCAGUAAAUGCCAUUAUUUAGUGGAUUUGGACACCAUGAGAGAAACACCUCGGGAGCCAAAAUAUUCAUCCAAUAAAGAAGAAUGGAUCAGCUUGGCCUAUAGACCAUUCCUUGAUGCUUCUAGAUCUUCAAAGCUGCUGCGGGCAUUCUAUGUCCCUUUCCUGUCAGAUCAGUAUACGGUGUAUGUAAACUACACCAUCCUCAAACCCCGGAAAGCAAAGCAAAUCAGGAAGAAAAGUGGAGGUUAGCAACACACCUGUGGCCCCAAAGGACAACCGUCUUGUUAACUAGUGAUUCCAGUGACCUGACUCCCUGCAAGUCAUCGCCUGUAACAUUUGUAAUAAAGGUCUUCUGACACGAAUACUGGAA
Mandrillus leucophaeus (drill) is the source of this 3785-nucleotide messenger RNA. RefSeq names its product alpha-1,2-mannosyltransferase ALG9. Gene Ontology annotation, biological process: protein N-linked glycosylation; rRNA base methylation. Lineage: Eukaryota; Metazoa; Chordata; Mammalia; Primates; Cercopithecidae. Gene Ontology annotation, cellular component: endoplasmic reticulum membrane. The transcript is spliced from 20 exons. Bases 650 to 3664 code for a protein of 1004 amino acids. The record is from RefSeq and is a predicted model, not a curated record. Gene Ontology annotation, molecular function: rRNA (uridine-N3-)-methyltransferase activity; alpha-1,2-mannosyltransferase activity.